Misgurnus anguillicaudatus (oriental weatherfish) is the source of this 3953-nucleotide messenger RNA. The record is from RefSeq and is a predicted model, not a curated record. NCBI's taxonomy places the organism in Eukaryota, Metazoa, Chordata, Actinopteri, Cypriniformes, Cobitidae.
AUGGCUCACCAAUGUACAAACAAAACCACCACCUUACCUGCAAGCACCACCCUCAAACCUACCACCUUCAACAAAACAGCCUUACCCACAUCCAUCAGCACCAAACCUUCCACCUCUGAAAUCUCCAGCUUUGCCUCACCCACACCCACCACCGCAAACUCCACCCCCACCAUACCCACAACCAGCACAAGCAUCACCACGGGUACCACUCUACAACCUGGAUGCGAGUUCAACAUUGUGGUGACUAACAAUACUGCAGAUGUGGAGAUUAUCAAUGGCAACACAAGCGUAACAUACACUGUCACAUUAAAAGAAACUUCUAAUGGGAAUGAGAUAAUCCACACAGUUGAAAAACAAAGCAGCAGAACACAGUUUUUGAUAAAACCAUGCACUAAAUACACAGUUGAAGUAAAUGCCUGUAAAGCCCCCCAAAACAAGAGUUUUAGGACUCAAAAUGAUACGGAAAAUAUAACUGUCUCUACUGUAAAUGACUGGAAUGAUAAGCACGUGUGCUUUAAAGUUGAAAAGUGGAAUUUUACAAAGUGUGUUGACAUAAAUGAUACGGCAGGUUGCUCAGUUGUGCCAAUAGUUGAAAACCUUGACACAUGUGACUACACAAUAAAGGUCCAUAUGCCCCCAGGUAAACCUGAAAUAGACUUCACAGAAAAAAUCCCCACUCAGUUCGACUGGAGCAAUAAACCAACGAAUUGUAGUGGCGCAUUUCAAAUCCAUUGCACCAGAGGUGAACUGCAUGACUGUGUUAUUGAACAAAUAAAGGUAAUACAUGUGUUCUGUCCUCUUUUAAUAGAACCCAUUUUCACAUCAAAAAAGAUAGAGGUAACCCACCCUUCCCACAAUUCCAUUGAGAUAACAUGUAAAGAUAUUCCAAAAAAUCACUGGAAUGGGGGAAAAGUAAAAUAUAAGGCUGAACUUGAAUACGAGGGAUAUCCUAACACACCUACAAAUAAGAAACCUGAAGAAAAGGAAACAUGCCAGUUCUCAUUUUCAGAUCUUUCCUAUCUUACUGAAUAUAGGAUUAAGAUUACAGCCACAAAUGAAGAGAAAAAAAAAUCUAAAAUUACUCGCACAACUACUACUAAAUACAAUGACAAAGCUGUUAUUGGAUUUCUGGCUUUCCUCAUUAUUGUGACAUCAGUUGCCCUUCUUUUUGUGCUGUUCAAAAUUUUCCUACUCAAACGAAAGCGGACUCCUGAAGAAAUUCCUCUUACAUCACAUUCGCUGCAGAACAUUGAUCCCAUCUUAGCAGAGAAUUUAAUUGAGGUCUAUAAGAGGAAGAUUGCUGAUGAAGGACGCCUUUUUAUGGAUGAGUUUCAGAGCAUUCCCCGAAUCUUCUCCAAUUACACCAUUAAAGAGGCUAAGAAGCAAGAAAACCAGUCCAAGAACCGCUAUGUUGACAUUCUGCCUUAUGAUUAUAAUCGUGUUGUGCUGACCGAAGGCAGCAAUGACUAUAUCAAUGCCAGCUUCAUCGAGGGAUUCAAAGAGCCAAAGAAAUACAUCGCAGCCCAAGGACCCAAGGAUGAGACCAUUGAAGAUUUCUGGAGGAUGAUCUGGGAGCAAAAGUCAUCCAUCAUCGUCAUGGUUACCCGUUGUGAGGAAGGAAAUAAGACCAAAUGUGCUCAGUACUGGCCAUAUUUAGAGAGAGAAACGGAGAUAUAUGAAGAUUUUGUGGUGAAAAUAAAAUCAGAAGAACACUGCCCCGAUUACAUCAUUCGCCAUUUGCUCGUAACCAAUAAGAGAGAGAAAGCCGCCGAAAGAGAAGUCACUCACAUUCAGUUCACCAGCUGGCCGGAUCACGGCGUCCCUGGAGACCCCAGCCUGCUUCUGAAGCUCAGGAGAAGAGUCAACUCCUUCAAAAACUUCUUCAGUGGUCCAAUCGUGAUACACUGCAGCGCCGGUGUCGGACGCACAGGGACGUAUAUUGGCAUUGAUGCCAUGAUCGAAAGUUUGGAGUCAGAGGGCAGAAUGGACAUUUAUGGAUAUGUGGCAAAACUACGUCGCCAGCGUUGCCUCAUGGUUCAAGUUGAGUCCCAGUACAUACUGAUCCACACGGCUCUGAUAGAACAUAACCAGUUCGGAGAAACAGAAGUCUUGCUGUCCGAUUUUCAUUCGGAGCUCAACACCCUCAGACAUAAAGAUGGAAAUGACACAAGCUUGCUUGAAAUGGAGUUCCAGAAACUCCCGAAGUUUAAAAACUGGAGAACAUUUAACACAGCAACCAACGAGGACAACAAGAAGAAAAAUCGCUACUCGACUGUUGUCCCAUAUGAUUACAACCGCGUCCUGUUCAGACUUGAGUUAGAUUCCAACCAGACCAGCGAUCCCGAAGAUGAGGAUGAAUCUUCAUCAGACGAAGAGGAGGAAUCUAAUGAAUACAUCAACGCCUCCUUUAUUGACGGUUACUGGUGUGGGAAGAGUCUCAUAGCGGCACAGGGACCUCUGGCCAACACGGCAGCUGAGUUCCUGCUAAUGCUUUAUCAACAACAAACCAAAACUAUAGUCAUGCUAACCGAUUGCAAAGAAGACGACAAGGAUUAUUGCUUUCAGUACUGGGGAGAUGAAAAGAAAACGUUCGGAGAUAUCGAAAUCGAAGUGAAAAAGACAGAGAGUUUCACGACGUACGUCAGACGGCGCUUGGCGAUCCAGUCCACAAAGAAGAAGGAUGUGCUUGAAAUGGACCAGUAUCAGUUCCUCAAGUGGAAAAGCCGAGAGCUUCCAGAGAACGCUCAGGAUUUGAUCGAGAUGAUGAGGAGCAUCAGAGAGUCCGGCGGUUACGACAACAGCAGGAAGAACCGAAGCAUUCCCAUCGUGGUGCAUUGCAACAAUGGAUCUUCACGUACUGGGAUCUUCUGCGCCUUGUGGAAUCUCCUGGACUGCGCGUUAACGGAGAAGUUGGUGGACGUUUUCCAGGCGGUCAAAAACGUUCGCAAGGAGAGACAAGGAAUGAUCGAGACAUUCGAGCAGUAUCAGUUCCUCUAUACGGCUCUAGAGGGCGCCUUUCCCGUGCAGAAUGGUGGCAUAAAGUCACAAGCAUCCGACAGCAUCCAAAUCAUCAACGAAACCACAGCACUUCUCUCUGAACAAGCCAGCAGUACCAACACUGACCAGAAGGAGGAGGAGGAGAAGAAGGAGGAAACAAGCAAACCCAAAGAGAGCGAAGAGCAGAAAGACACAGAUGCUCCUGCUCCUCCUGCUGAUGCUCCUGCUGCUGAUGCCACAGCCACAGCUACAGCAGAAAGCAGCACUUCACCAUCACCACCAGAGGGAGACAAUGAGAAACCAUCCACAGAGGGCACCACAAAUGGCCCUACCGUCACUGUAGAUGUCUAAGCAGCCUUAAAAAAAAAACAAUAUUGGGUAAUAUUGUGGUCAUUCGAGAUCAAACGUUGUAGAUUUGACACCAAGUGUCUUGAAGAAAGAUGUGAUACCAGCUGGUUUAUAUUUUUUACAUUUAACUUUUAUUGUAUAUUUUACGGUACAUAUGGCUAGCACGCUUGCGGAGAGUUCGUGGCUUAAACCUGAAGUCAGGGUUAGAUUUAAUUUUGUAUAAUGAUGCUGUUUGAGUGAAAUCUGUCCAUAUUCAUAAUGUUUAUUUGAACGUACCUGUAUGUAAAGGUUUUGCUAUAUGAUUUGACGUUUUUAGGCAGACUGCAUAUUUGAAUGUAUUGUAAAAUAACACCUUGGAGAACAUAUUUUCUAUAUUUUUUGGUCUUGUUACUGAAUCUAAAUAUUGGUGCCUGAUGGAUAGAAAUCUAUUUGAAUUGAGUGCUUUUAUAUGUUUUUAAACCAAAAAUUAGAGCAAAGAUAACUUUGCACUACAUGGCUGUCAUCAAACUUUCACUUGGCUGUUCGUCUGAAUUGUAAAACCUUGCAGUUUUUCAUUUUAAGCAGAUGUUUAAUGUAACUUAAAGAAUAAAGGAUCGCUUGAACAAUAA